GGCGGAGGGCUGCGGAAGCCCUUGCCUCCUCCCCCGGCCCCGGCUCACACGCGGAGCAGGCGGUAGCCUGAGGAGCGGCACCAGCGCUGCCCCAGCCGCCGCCGCUGCCCGGAGAUGCCGCCGCCCGCGCUGCCCCUGCUGCUGCUGCUGCUGCUGCUGCCGCCCGCGGCGCGUCCCGCCGCCCCGCCGCACAGGCCUACAUUUACAUGUGGAGGAGUUGUAUCUGGAGAGUCAGGGUUUAUUGGGAGUGAAGGAUUUCCUGGAGUCUACCCUCCAAACAGCAAAUGUACUUGGAAAAUCACAGUCCCAGAAGGAAAAGUGGUGGUUCUUUCUUUUAGAUACUUAGACCUGGAAAGUGACAACUUGUGCCGAUAUGACUUUGUUGAUAUAUACAACGGCCAUGGCAACGGACAACGCAUCGGCAGGUUCUGUGGUACUGUGAAACCGGGUGCUCUUGUAUCCAACAGCAAUAAAAUGUUGGUGCAGAUGACUUCAGAUGCUAAUACUGCUGGAAGUGGAUUCAUUGCAAAGUUUUCUGCAGCAGAACCACAUGAAAGAGGGGACCAGUACUGUGGGGGACGACUGGAGAAGCCAUCGGGGUCCUUCCAAACACCCAACUGGCCAGAGCGAGACUACCCAGCAGGAGUCAGCUGUUCCUGGCACAUUGUGGCCCCAAAGAACCAGCUAAUAGAGUUAAAGUUUGAGAAGUUUGAUGUGGAGAGAGACAACUACUGCAGAUAUGACUAUGUUGCAGUGUUUAACGGUGGGGAAAUCAAUGAUGCUAAAAGAAUUGGGAAGUACUGCGGAGACAGUCCACCAGCGCCUAUUCUGUCUGAGAGAAAUGAGUUGCUUAUUCAGUUCUUGUCCGAUUUAAGCUUAACAGCUGAUGGUUUUAUUGGCCAUUAUAAAUUUAGACCAAAAAAAUUACCCCCAACUACAGUUCCACCUACUACCACAACAAUCCCUGCUACCUCAAUUGUGAAACCUACAGUUGCCCUGUGCCAGCAAAAAUGUAAGAGGAGUGGGACUCUGGAAAGCAGUUACUGUUCAAGCAAUUUUGUAAUAAGUGGAACAGUAAUCACAACAGUAACGCGGGCUGGCAGUCUGCAUGCAACAAUAUCCAUUAUUAAUGUAUACAAGGAGGGAAAUUUAGCAAUUCAACAAGCCGGCAAGAGCAUGAGUGCCAAGAUUGUUUUUGUAUGUAAGCAGUGUCCUCUCAUCAGAAGAAGUUUCAACUACAUCAUCAUGGGCCAGGUAGAAGAAGAUGGUAGAGGCAAAGUCUUUCCCAACAGUUUUGUCAUGAGUUUUAAGACUAAGAACUCAAAGAUCUUAAAUGCCUUGAAAAACAAAACGUGUUAAAAGUAAACUCUGCAGCUGCAUUCUAUCAUCUCUCUUGAAAAAUAAUUUCCAUUUAGUAUAUUAGUCAUGAAAAUACAACUGACUGUCAACAUUAAGACCAUCCUCACCCCUUCUCUCCCCUCCACCCUAAGCCCAUCCCCACACAAAGUGGUGUCCAUUCCACGUACAAGACAAGAACAGAUCCUUCUAAGUCUUAAAGCUGAAGAUUUGCAGCACAGCCAUCUGAUCUCAAACACAUCAAAUUCCAAUUACUUGGAAGCUGUUAAUUUAUAAUUGUCUGAUUUUUUAAGGAGUUUUGUAUGUAAAAUAAGAAUUCUAAGUGCAAUAUUUAUA
Messenger RNA from Colius striatus (speckled mousebird), 1692 nucleotides. RefSeq names its product procollagen C-endopeptidase enhancer 2 (gene PCOLCE2). The transcript has 9 exons. NCBI's taxonomy places the organism in Eukaryota, Metazoa, Chordata, Aves, Coliiformes, Coliidae. The record is from RefSeq and is a predicted model, not a curated record. Gene Ontology annotation, molecular function: protein binding. The coding region runs from base 115 to 1359 and encodes 414 amino acids.